Molecule: messenger RNA, 1083 nt
Organism: Penicillium cinerascens
Lineage: Eukaryota; Fungi; Ascomycota; Eurotiomycetes; Eurotiales; Aspergillaceae
Product: CRAL/TRIO domain protein
Exons: 2
Coding region: 1-1083 (360 amino acids)
Molecular function (GO): phosphatidylinositol transfer activity
Source: RefSeq, a predicted model, not a curated record
AUGACGGCCAAUGACUCUGCCCAAGUCGCUUCAGCGGUGCCUUCAACCGACAAUGGUGAGGCCGUGAAACUCGAGACUGCUCCCUCCUCGAUCUCCGAGCAAGACCAGACAUAUCCAACCUCCGCCGCGGACGGUCUUAUCCAGAAGCCAUUCCCUAGGCCGCUGGAGGACGCAAAGCCCGAGAAGCCCGCCGAACUCAAGGCGGACCAACAAUCCAAAUACGAGUCUGUCCUUAAGACCGUAUCUUCAUGGACAGCUCUCCCCACCACGUCCGAGCGAAAUGCCCCCACGGCCCCUAUUACUGACGAUGAGCGCAUGUGGUUAACUCGCGAGUGUCUUCUCCGCUACCUCCGCGCAUCAAAGUGGAAUGUUGCCCAGGCCGAACAGCGGCUCCAGGCCACCCUUACCUGGCGCCGAGAAUACGGCAUGGAGAAGUUGACACCCGAUUACAUCUCGAUCGAGAACGAGACUGGAAAACAAGUUAUCUUGGGCUUCGACAUCCACGGCCGGCCAUGUCUGUACCUGAUUCCUUCAAACCAAAACACUGAGAAGAGCGAGCGCCAGAUUCAGCACCUCGUUUUCAUGCUUGAGCGGGUCAUUGACCUGAUGGGCCCCGAUCAGGAGACGCUGGCGCUGCUCGUCGACUUUAGCUCGACCAAGUCGGGCCAGAGCGCGUCCAUUGGACAGGCAAAGGAGACGUUGAACAUUUUGCAAAACCAUUACCCGGAGCGGUUGGGACGUGCUCUUGUGCUCAAUGUGCCUUGGAUCAUCUCAGGCUUCUUCAAGUUGAUCACACCGUUCAUCGACCCCCAGACUCGUCAGAAGUUGAAGUUCAACGAGGACCUGUGCCAACAUGUUCCGCCCAGCCAACUCAUGAAGUCUGUGGGUGGUGACGUUGAGUUCCGCUACGACCACUCCAUCUACUGGCCCGCUCUGAACAAAUUGGCCGAACAGCGUCGUGAGCUGAUUCGCGAGCGUUGGAUCCAAGGUGGCAAGCAGAUCGGCGAGUUCGAGAACUACCUCAAGGGAGAGGACAUCCCAAGCGUGUCUCAAAGCCAGGGAUCCGCAAGCGAACAGGCGUAA